AUGAACAGAAAGAGUUCUGGUUCAAUCCCGGUGGCCGGCGACGGCGUGGCGGCUACGCUGCUCUUGCUCGGAGCAGCAGUCGUCCUGAUUAUGUUAUCUUCUGGUACCGCAGAUGCACAGAUUAACAACAUACUUUGUUGCAAAGCCUGCGAGACCGUAGCGGCCGACGUAUGUUACGCGAAUUGCACGGUAAACGGAGUUCUGGUUCCUACCUCAGCCUGCGUCACCGCCUGCGGCCAAAACUACAUUAGCUGCGCCGCUCCCUGCGGCACCUGCGCUCCGGUGGAAUCGGUGUUUUGUUGCCAAAACUGUAGGCUUAAGAGCCAAGUAUGCUAUGACAAUUGCCUUGUCCAGGGCUCCGGGAGUGCCCAGCCGGACUGCGUCUACAAUAACUGCGUCAUCCCUUACGCCGCUUGUGCCGACACCUGCCCCGGCGGUUGCGUCUGAUCGACGAUUGAUCGGAGGAUAUCAUAGAGAUCUAACAGUAAAAGAAGACAAUCAAUUUCAACAAAAAGCAACUAGUACUCGGGCGGUUCGUACUUGGCAAAUGGUCAGUUCCUUCAUGCUUUCGCCUCACAUAAACGCAGCAUUUUGGAUUUCGAGAUGGCAGAGCUAAUGGCUUUGCGGGAAGCUCUCUACCUAGCACAAAACCCAAGCCUGUCAAAUUUUCAAAUCGUGGGGGAUUCGAUCAACGUUAUUUUGGUAGCCAGAGGGGAUCUGGAUGGCCAUUCCUCCUCUUUGCCAAUCAUUGCUGAUACCAGGUGCAUUCUGCAAACUUUUCCUAGCGUUAAUAUGUUCUGGAUAAGUAGUUCCGAAAAUUUAAUUGCUCACGAAAUCGCUCAUUAUGCGAAUUUGUACUGUAAGGGAUACCUUUUGGUCGUCUGGAUUGUUUAUCACUUACUGUUGGCUGAUUUUAUCGUUUUAUAAAAUAUCUUGUCCUUAAAAAAAAAAGAAAGAAGAAGCCAAAUCUGAUCUCUUAGACGAAUUUAAGAGUAAAGCUAAUAAAACAAAUCAAAUAAUC
This is a messenger RNA of Oldenlandia corymbosa var. corymbosa, 1021 nucleotides long. The record is from the annotation of a GenBank genome assembly. NCBI's taxonomy places the organism in Eukaryota, Viridiplantae, Streptophyta, Magnoliopsida, Gentianales, Rubiaceae.